Messenger RNA from Malurus melanocephalus (red-backed fairy wren), 8906 nucleotides. RefSeq names its product ST8 alpha-N-acetyl-neuraminide alpha-2,8-sialyltransferase 6 (gene ST8SIA6). Gene Ontology annotation, molecular function: alpha-N-acetylneuraminate alpha-2,8-sialyltransferase activity. The transcript is spliced from 9 exons. The record is from RefSeq and is a predicted model, not a curated record. Gene Ontology annotation, biological process: N-glycan processing; oligosaccharide metabolic process. Lineage: Eukaryota; Metazoa; Chordata; Aves; Passeriformes; Maluridae. Bases 195 to 1412 code for a protein of 405 amino acids.
AGCAGCGGCGGGCCGGGCCCCGAGCGGCGGCCGCUGUGGGAGGAAGGGGGGCUGAUGGCGGCGGCGCAGGGCUGCGGGCGAGGGGCGGAGCGCAGAGACCCUGUGGCUGCCAUGGCCGCCGCCCCCUCCCCGCAGCCUCCCUUAAAUACUAUGGGGCGGCCGUAGCUGCGGCGGGCGCYGCUGCCGAGCGCACCAUGCGGGCUGUCAUCGCCUUGGCCGCGGCGCUGGGCAGCUUGCUGCUGGGCGGCUGCCUCCUGCGCCUGGGCGGCCAGCAGCCCCUCCACGCCAGGGGCUGGGAGGAGGAGGCAGGAGUAGCGGCUGUCACGCCGAAAGUGGUGCGAGCCCUCAGGUUUCCCCUGACGCCCCUUCCUCAGACCGAGAACAGGUACGGACUGGCCGCCCGCAGAACAACCCUUAAUAAAAAUGGAAUUUACCAGGUUGAACAGGCUUCAAAAUGUAAGGCAAUUCAGGACAACAUUUUGUCAUCAUCUAUCAAGAAGAAAAGAUACUCAGAAGAUUAUUAUCUUCACAUAGUCACAAAACUGCAGAACUGUACCUGGGCAAAGAAGCCAGAAGAAUCUACAAAAUUCAGGUCAGAAUUAGCCUCCUGCUGUGAUGCAGUUCACAAUUUUAUUGCUUCUCAAAACAACAGCCCACUGGGAAGUAACAUGAGUUAUGAAGUGGACAGUAAAAAGACUAUCCUCAUUACAGAGGACAUUUUUAAGAUGCUGCCUGUGUCCUCUCCUCUUUCAGUCUAUCCCUUCAAGAACUGUGCUGUGGUUGGAAAUGGAGGUAUUCUGAAAAAUUCCAGCUGUGGUGCUGAAAUCGAUAGUUCUGACUUUGUGUUCAGGUGUAACCUCCCUCCAACCACGGGAAAUAUUAGCAAAGAUGUUGGCAAUAAAACAAACCUUGUGACUGUUAAUCCAAGUAUCAUAGCUCAGAAAUACAACAAGCUAAAUGAAAAGAAGACAGAAUUUCUGGAAAACAUUGCGGUCUAUGGAGAUGCUUUUCUUUUACUGCCAGCAUUUUCCUUCAGAAGUAACACAGCCACUUCUUUUAAAGUAUAUCACACUCUGAAAGAGUUCAAAGCUACCCAAAGGGCAAUAUUUUUUCACCCCACUUAUCUGAAAAGUCUUGCCCAGUUCUGGAGAACUAAGGGUGUGAAAGCCUAUCGGUUGUCAUCUGGUUUUAUGAUCACUAGUGCUGCCCUUGAGCUGUGUGAGAAUGUGAAGCUCUAUGGUUUCUGGCCUUUCUCAAAAUCUACGGAGAAGAUGCCAAUCAGCCACCACUAUUAUGACAACCAGCUGCCUAAACCUGGUUUUCAUGCAAUGCCCAAAGAAUACAACCAGAUCCUUCAGCUUCAUGGCAAAGGCAUUUUGAAGUUGCAGUUUGGUAAAUGUGAAUCAGACUAAAAAGGGUGAUGAUCCUAAGGAGACAAUUUGUGUGUAUCUCAGCAGUUCGGUGUUGGAUUUGAUCUCAUGCGAUUUUGUGAGCAUUAAACUGCGUUAUUACAAGAGAGAAAUAUUUUACACUUGGGGAGAAAAGGGAGUGAUUUUUUCACACAAUAACUGCUACAUUUACGAAUUUUGAGUGAUCAUUUUGUAAAAUACAAAGUAAUGAUUUAGAAAAUUCUGAAAUUCMGUACUAUUGGUUUAAAUUGUAGCAAAGCACAAUCUCAGGAUGGUGGCAAUAUGUGGCAUUCAUCAUGUGUUGCUUCCUAGAGGAUCAUUAAAAUAUUUUGACAUAAGACCUCUGGUUUUGUUGAUAUCAYAUAAUAUAGGCAAUAGUCUCUGUAUGGUGGCUGCAUGAGUUGGCAAUGAACGUUUUCAAUUAGGAGCUUCAUCCUGUAAAUACUGGCAUUUGUCUACAUGAGAGAAGUGAUGAGAAGAGCUGCAGAGGAGUAAUUAAUUCAGAGCCAUGUCAUUCUUAGUUUGUCCCAGGGUGCACAGAUGAGAAAAUCCCUCAGGUUAGAGGUGGUUAAGUGGUUUAUGGGCUUUCAUUUUGUGGGCAGUAAGUAAUGCUGUGGAUUUAAUAGGCUUUCAUUUUGUGAGAAAUAAAUGAUGCUGUGGAUUUAAUGGGAUCACUCAUAUGAGUGAUGUUAAUUCUGAGAAGAGGUGUAUGAAUGACCAGAGCUGUAUAAUUAUUUAUAAACCACUCUGCUUGCUUCUGCUCCUGCCUUGAGAUCCAGUUCAGAUCCAAAUGAGGACAGUGAACCAGGUUCUGCRCUACAAUCCCCAGAGUCCUGGUAGGGCAUGACUUCUUGCCAUUCCAGCUUUGUGUCUUGGCUGAUACAUGAGAUGGAAUUUCCAUUAGAAAGAUGACAAAGGUACCAAGCCUGUAAUUUGAUUUCUUUUCACGUAGUAUAACUUGUAUCUAUAUGUGACUACAGAUAAUGAAACUUCAUUAAGCAUUAUUAGAAGAAUGUUCCUCUUACCAUCACUACACCAUGAUGUAUGAGAAAAGUGACUAUAUUCACUCAAUUUAUAACCUAUGCAGUUCUUUAAAUUUUCCAUGUGGUUCAAGAAAACAUGGGGAGAACCAUCCUGCGACAAGAGAAAAUGAAAUAUMAGCCCAGUGGAAAGAAUCACUUUAACAUUUACAGGGGCUAUGACAAGCGGUUGCACCCUAGCUUUAACUUCUCAUAUGUUUAUAUGUUCUACUGCAGGAAAAAAAACCCAACCAAGCAAGCAAACAAAAUUUAAAAAUAUUAAUAACCAGAUUCUGUUAAGCUUCACUGAAUUUUUUGAGAGUCCUGUGGAUGGUCGGUUCAAAUAUAGUGUCAUUCUCAUUUUACAGUCAGAUAGUAUCAGGUAUUUAAUUUACUAGAACUCCAUUGGCUACUGCAGCAUUAAAUCCCAAAUCAACUGAUUUAAAGAGCAUUCAGUGUUCCUCUCUUCAAGGAUUAUAUCUGCAAAAAAAAUUCCCACUUUAAUGAAUUGAACCUAAUGAAAUAAGGUUCAAAAAAAACCUUUUAAAUGUAUACUUCAUAGAAGCAUUACUGUAUUGUAAUAUUUGAAAGCUUACCUUGCAGCAGUUUUAUAAUCACSUAAACACUCCUGGAAGUAUUAGAAUCAAUCAUUACAGUUACAGAUCUGUUGAUUGAGACACAUUCAGCAUCUGAAUCCAUUUCCAAGAUAAUGAUAUCAGAAUCCAGURUUACUCCYGCCAAAGCAGAAAUACCCUAAUAAAUUCWGCCUGCAAAUAUCAGAAAUAAAGUCCWUUCUUUGAAAUAAGGGGUUUUAAARAAUGCCAUUGCUUUGGGGCAAUGGCUGAUGCCCUUAAUACACAUGUGGACCUCUGAGUGUCAGUAGAGCCUYUAACARCUACAAAGACAGAAUUCAGCUGAUGAGUCCAUCUGCAUUACCAGCUGGUGACGUGGUCCCAGCACCACAAUCCACAUUGUUUCUUCCCCUGCAGUGAGAUUUUGCCAUUUUCUGGCCACAGGCAUCUGCUGCUCAUGUGCAGAGAGCUGCCUGCUGCAAGAAGCUGUAUCCAUGUACAAGAGUCACAGAUGAUUGCCUACUGGAACAUCCUCGUUAUAGAUCAAAUAAAAAUUUGCUCCCAAAAGAGCAUCUCCUAUGCUAUAAAUCACUCACGUGAACAGCCCCAGAAUAUUUUUAGUAGAAGUUGUGCAAAGUGAUGCAGUUGUUCUUUGGGUGAUGCAAACAGCCAAGUCUGAGGAGAACCUUGCUGCAUUUCAUCCAUAGAAACGAAGGCCCACCUGUGUCCACACAAGGACUGUAACUUAUUCCAGUCUAUCAUAGAGCAGUGAGAUGAUUUUGACUGUGUAGCAGCUAUAUGGUUUAUCUUGGGGAAAAUUCAUACCUAUUUUAGAGGUUCUUGCAUUGUAUCCAGAACAAUUGCAAAUGCUCUUUGUGUACAUAGAGAUAAUGCAAGAUCAUUCAUUGUUCAGACUAAAUUCAGUUUGCUACUCAGCACAAGUAAAGGGGCAAAACCUGGCUGUGUGAAGCAGAAGAUCAGGAGRGGAUAAAAUGAAAUUUAUUUAGAGCAGAGAAGCAACUUUAUUCCAAAAGCGUUUGUUAGUUAGUACCAUAUUGCAUUGUCUCAGUGAAUAAAUGUAAACAGUGUUCCAUGACACACCAUGAAGAGCUGAAGUUACUGUGUGGCUGAACUAUUUCAGUGCCGCUACUUUAUUUAAAACACAURUGUAUUAGUAACUGGAAAGAUGGUCAGAAUACAUUUUAAGAGAGGUUCAACCAAAAAGAGGAAUCCUAUGCUAGCUUCCUUGACAAAAAGAKGUCUUAGCUGAAGGAACAUGAUGUACCUCUCAUAAAUCAGAGCAAAUGGAAAUUUCUGUUGCAUGGACAGAUUCUUGACUUCUCACCACUGUUUCCAUUAUGUUUAAUCUUGCCAGUGACCUGAAGACCUGAUCUUUCAUGUUCUCAAGGCUCUCAAUGAUUUGUGUGGAACACAGACUGAUAAGAAAUGCAUGAAGGAAUUGUUGACCUUUCCUACCCUUUCCUACAAAUGCUCUUAACUCUCCAUAGAACAAAAAUACACCCUAUUAGACUUUAGWUUAAGAACCUGAGGCCUUGCUCCAAACAUGAAGUUAUUAUGAGACUUUAGUUGCAUCCGCUUCAUGCUACAGGCAGGCAGACUUGUACAYUAUAGCUAGUGGUGCUGUGUGCUGGGUACCUGGGUCGUGUUAAUUCGUGUGCAGGCUGGGCAAGUUAAUCGUGGCAUUUCUGUAUCACAGRGUACAUUAGAUCGGUCGAGACUUGCUGGAGUACACUCACUGUGGGAGGUGAUGUUUUSUUGGGUAGCUGAAUAAAUUAUUUCYCACUUAUUUUAYAUCUGUGCCAGGUUAAUAACAGUAAAUGGAUUUUGUACCUGGCUGGGAAUGUUUAUGAUACUUUUGCAAGACUAAACCAACAUCAAUUUGGAUUAAGGAUUCUUGACCAAAGGUUAGGAAGGACCUUUCAGUUCCCUCUAUUUCACAUGAGGAAUAUUCAUUUUUAGGGUUUGUGGGCCUCCAGUGCUGUCACAUGCUGUGGAAUGAAUAUUGAGAUUAAAUAGUUUUCUAAAGAUAGAAACACUGACAGUGUGCUAAUAUUUCCACUGUACCUUUGCAGAGGCUGGCAGUGUCCUUGCAUGACUGCAUCACAGCAUCACUAGAUUAAAGCCUGCCCAGCUGCUUUUGUUCUUUUUUCUCCUCUGAAUCUCUAAUGUUGCAUCUUUCUUUAGGAUGCAGUGCUGCCUUGAGUUGGUUAUUUGUUUUUACCCUGUGGAGUGCUGUGCAGAACUGUUUAGUGUCUGUUAGGGAGUUAGUGUGACUGUGAAUCAAACACUGCUAUGCUUGCAGCAUGGUAAAACAUUCUGUAAGUGACUGGGUUUGCACUCAGUGAAGGCAGCUUGGUGUGAUAUUCACAUUGCCUAACUGGAGGUGCUAAAGUUGGUCUGUAGCACCAACUGGUCACUUAAGCUGGAGUGGCUGCAUGGUCCAGUCCUUGUUCUUUGUGCUGCACCCCUCCCUUCRUGCCCUGUCUGGCCUUGGCCUGAUCCCACACCAGGCUGUUCUGGCACACUGAGAUGGUGAAACCCUACCAUGGCAACAGAAUGAGAGAAUUGGUUUUUGCCAAGAGACAGGGGAAUUGUAGGGAGUUGCACGGUCAAAGCAAAGCAGGGGUAAGACCAUGCAGGUGGGACUGUAGGGACAUGACAGSUGCCAUUUGUUAUCCAGCAGCUGUUGGACAGAUUCUGUGGUCCCUCGAAAGCUUGACCAAGUCCAGAAGAYAGCAUUGCUGAGGGUCCCAAAGAGAGAGAUGGGCCCCUGCAAGGGGGAUUGGCAUUGCAGCAGCUGUUCUGGUGGGCCAGAGCCCAUCUCUCCAUGUGGUGCCAGAAGGUSCUUAAGGCACCUACACUAAGGGCUGUAGGUGCCUACACUGCUCAUUAUUGCUCACCCUUCUUUCUUUCCCAUUGCAGUCAUUUUAACAAGCUGUUGACCACCAGCAGAUUCAGAAAUGUUAAGUAGRAAAACUUCUUAGUUCACUGAUGGUGAACUUGAAUAAAUGUGCUUGUUAUUUAGCAUGCCUUUGCUUUCAGUCUCUUUUAACCCCAGCAUUUUAAAAAGCAUCUGCAGAGAACAGAGCUGAAUAAGGUUUGGGGAAGUUGAGACCAGUUACUCUCACUUUUAUUCUCUUUCUUUGGUGCAAUAAUGAGAUGACUGACAUACCACCAUGCUUGACAGAAGAUUAAAAUGCCUGUCUUGUGUGAACCAGGAAAAAAACUAAAUCAUUUGGGUGAUUUUGAUCCUUCUGUGUCUCUCUAAAUUACUAGCAAAAUAUUCCUGUUGUUGUGUAUUAGUUGAUUGUAUUCAGUGCAAGUAUGUGGAUCAGUUAAUUGAUCUAGKUUAAUUGAUCAUGUACAAUUAACAUGAGCCUGCACAGACUUUGCAGGAGCUAACACAGCUUUGCUUUGCUGACACAGCAAUCUAGUUUAGAGGCAUUUGACCUAGAGAUCUUUUUUUGUCCUAUCACUUCUUUCCUGUGACAAAUUUGUGGAGAGAGGUCUUGAAUAUCCAUCCGUAGCUCCUCCAGGGACACUCAGGUCCACAAAGCACACAUCCACCGGUAUGCAGGUUUCUGCAAUUCCAAGCCCUAGGAAGAUUCUGUGGAGUGCUUUUUUACUGAAACAGCUCUGUCUCAAACAGCUCAUAGCCACUUGCUGGAUGCUUUGAAGCAGUAGGCUUCUUACACAUGAGCCUUUUAGUUAAAUGUAYCUUAGUUUGAAAUAUUCAAAGCCAAGUAAUCUUUUAUCUUGUGGUACUUCAGCAGCAGAUMUCAUUAAUCUCUGGUUCUGCUAGCCAGCAACAGUGACAAGGGGGUGUGUAGUUACUUUAGAAGGCCCAACUCUAUUUUGAAUUCUGUCAUUUUAGGCAGGGUCAUCCUUUUAGUUUCUGGACAGGCAAGUUUCAAAUGGUGCUGAUUUCUCCGGGUACUCUGGGGAAAUCCUUUAGGCUUCUCAGCUACAGAAAACAAGCAGGCAGAUUUAUAUUAAUUUUGUUCCAGAUUUUCAUAAAGAAUUUAAUUGGCUCUAAAUUAUCAUUAUGAUCAAGUAGAGCAGAAACACUCUGCAGCAUGCCACUAAACAAAGCRACUAUUGCUGUUAUUUCAUGGUCUCCUUUCAUAAGGGCACAUUUCAGAAUACCUUCCUAUUCUGGGAACACGGCUCACCAGGGGAAUGACCCGGGGUUACUGGGUUACAGCUACAGGGGCAGCAGCCUGUCAGUGUGCUCUCRGUGUCGAGCAAAUUCCAGCAACACAAGAGCUUAACACGAUGGGAGAACAUCAACUUGAGUUCCCCAUUGACCAAGGAGUAAGUGUGGUACUGUGAUGCGUGGUAAUUGAGCUCACAUCACCCUGAGCACAAGCAAUAAUUGCACUUCAGUGUCAGGUGUUGGUAGAUGCUGGUUUAAGGAUGAAACCAGUCUGGCUGUGAAAUACAAGGAGUGGCAUCCUCGUGUUGCCAUCAAGAGAACAUUCAAGCCUGUUUUUUGCUAAAUCCUGAUGUACCUUCASCAAUAUAUCAGUGUUUGUUGCUGCACCUGGUACUGCUGUGUCUUUUUUUCAUCCCUCUUUUCUYCAGUGAGGGAGAAAAGUCACAAUUCAUGAUGGAAGGUUUUAAUGAUCCCAUCAUGAUUUCAAGGCAAGAUCCCAUCAGAAUGAAUCAUGCUAAUGGUUGUGACAGGAUAGCCUAUUGUCAAUAUUGCUGGGUUUAAAUUCCUCACUAUUCACUUUGGUCCCUGGCAAGAGGAGAUUCUUCACAAGUCUGUAGUUCAACAGCAUUGCUAGGCUUCUCAGCUCUUGGUUUGGCUGUGAGAUGUUUUCCUAAAAGCACCUCCUCCUUGGUGUAUUUAUUGUCAGUGUUUACAGUACAAACCCAUUCUUAAAUUCAUGUGACAUUGUAGUAUAACAGUUGGCAUUUCUGCAUCUUUUUAUGUGCUAUUUAUAUAGUAGCUUCAUAUGUAUUCUUUAUGUUAAUAUUCUUGAUAUUCUCUUGAAUACCUAAUUGAAAUUAUUUUAAAUAUUCAUUUUUUAAUGCCACCAGAGUAAAGUGUGUGGGAAGUUACAUGUCACCUAAAAAAACAGUCAUGCAAACCAAAAUAGGAGGAGCAUUUUUGUUAGUCAUUUGGACACUUGCAUCUAAGAUUUACCUUUUUAGGGUAGGUCUAAGAGGCAGCCUCUGCUUCUUAUUUAGUUCAAGCUCUGUGAGUGAGAAAACAGGUAAAUGGAGAUGUCCUGCAUGGGGCUGCUCCUCAGGGAUGGCAAAUGCAUGGCUUUUCUUGACAGAGACUGGUCCAYGUGUCAAAAUGUAAUUUCAUAAAAUUACCAUGAUAGCUUUUGCCCAGAGGUUUCAUUGUCUCUUAAAAUGUGUAUUGUUUGCAUUCAUUUCAGCUCCAUUCUUUCCAAUGCAAUUGUCAGAGCAGAGCUCAUUCCCCCGUGGAGCUGGUAUAAUUGUGCUUCUCCACAUGCGCCAAGCUCUGUGUGAAGCUGCUAGUGUAGGCUCUGCUGCUGCUGUUCCAAAAAGGUUCCUCAAAUUUUCUCAAAGUGGAACUUAUUUAUGUUUUCAGAUGUGAACUUGAUAUUGUCUGAGUAGAAUGUGUGCAAUGUAUUAUAGAAAUGUCUCUGCGCAGGGUUUAGGAGGAGGCAGGAGCCCCUCAGCCGUGUGUGUGCUUUUAUUACAGAAAACCAAGAUGAAGUUGUAUUGUUGAGUYAUCUGUUACAGCUGAUUUAAUUUGUACUUUGUUUUCAUGUUUUAAGUGCCUGAUGAUUUUUUUGUCAAGGAGGCAAUGAUUUCACUGUUACAAGGCAUACUUAGAAUUCUGUACUUGUUACCUGUUCUGUAAUAGAAUAUUUUUGCAAUUUAUGUUUGGAAAUAAAGACUUA